AUCCUGAGAAGAGAUUGAAGAUGUCUUUAAUACUUGUACACAAAAAACUGAAAAAUUAUACAGCCUGGUACACGGCGGUAUAGUACCAGUAGCAAUUUAAAGGGAUACCUUGGACGAGGUUAUGUGCAGUGAUGUGCAGCCGACAUGAGGUUAUGUGCAGUGAUACACAGCCGACAUGAGGUUAUGUGCAGUGAUAUACAGCCGACGUGAAGUUAUGUACAGUGAUAUACAGCCGACAUGAGGUUAUGUGCAGUGAUAUACAGCCGACAUGAUAAAGUUCCAGCAACAACUUUGUUUACUACAAAUCUUUAAAGACAAGGUUGUUGGCAGCCAAUUACAGUUGACAAUUAAUGGCAGCACCUAUUCCGUUCCAAAGAAGAAUCCUGGAGAUGAGGUUAUAUAUAUGGUAUAGUGGCAAAGGCAACCUCGUUUGUAAAAAAUAUUAUGGAUAGGAAGUUGGUGGCCGAUAUACAUAAAGGACAAAUGGUUCUAGGUGUUUAGGUAAAAGUAUUGAUGUACCUAUAGCAAACAUUUUUACAUGGUUAAAAGACUAUCCGAAUGUCUGCUUGUAAGUAACAGCAGCUGUUUUGUCAUCAGGAAAUAUUUAAGGCUUUGCAACAGUUUUCUUGUGUUAAUUUAAAAAAAAAAGAAUAAUGUAAACCAGACUUUACAUUUUUGUAAAAAGCUUUCAAAAAGGAUAAAGAAGUGGCAAGAAAUCUAGAUAGAGAGAAUUAGGAAAUUUAUCUGUUAAUGAGUUUUUCGAGAGUAUAAAACAUAUUUAAAUGAGAUUAAAAAAAAUACAACGAGUAUUUCUUUACUGUGAUUUCUGUUAGUAAUUACCUUCUAAGCAAGCUAUUGUGUUUGAAUCUAUAAAGUUUAACAAACAUGGGACAUCAUUAACACAACAUUAUAAGGUGAAGAGAUAUAAAACACAUAAAUUAGCCGUUUAACUAAAUUACAUAAAUUGAAGUUGAUGUAACAGAUUUGUUUACAAUCUGUUUAAUGGUUAAAAGCUUAAAAUAGGCGCAUUUACUUUGACUGUGUGAUCAAUUGAAUAUAAAUAUGACAGAAAAUUGUUAGCACAAGGUACAGCCAGGAUAUUUUAAGGAAUUGUGGAUCCAGUAAGAUGAAAACAUUAAAAAGAAGGCUAUCCACAGGAGACGUUCGAAAAGAAGAUGAAAAGAAAACGCCUGCGGAGAAGAAACAAGAAUUUGACGGGAUGAGAUCUAGAGCAAAGUCGAUGGAUAGCGUAGGAAAGCAUCGCUGGUCUAUAAAGAGUCCAAAACUGCGAAAGAAGAAAAAAGGUAUAUUUGAAAUCUCCGACGCUGAGCUUGUUUUCUCAACUUAUGUUGGAACGCAAGAAAGUUUAAAUACGUUGCAGCGUAAACAAAAGGAUCAACUAAAAGAUAUACUCGAAAAACGAGACGACGAAAGUGAUUUACAGAACUGUGAAUGGGACGACAAAGAAAAUACUUUACCAAACAUGAAAAACACAAGGAACCAAGAGGUUAUUGAAGACAAUAUGUCCAAACCUAUUCAGCAGCAUAAUGUUAAUACAGAGGAUAUGAGCGCACUGGCAGAGUUAUUGCUCAACAUUGAAGAUGGAAACAACCUCGCGAGGGAAAACACAAUAACAUUGAAAUUCCCAUCACCCCCCUCAUCUAAUUCAUCACCUAAAAUAAAAACGCCCACAACAACACCACAGGGAAUACAAACUCCCAAUGAAAUCCCACAAUGGCAACAAGACGCCAUGGGGCAAAAUGUCGCAUCCGAUGUCCGCCUGAACGUGGUUAUAAAUGGUGGAAACAGAAAAAGUGGAAUCUCGGAUAAAGAGUUAUUCAAAAAGUUAGAAGCUGUACAGAAUGAAUCUUUGAACCAAGACUCGUGCAACCACGACGAAGCAGCGAAAAUAACUGAGACUGAGGAGGCCACUAUUCAAGUCGUAGCAGAUGUGCACAUGCAAUAUAGCGUUGGCAUGGAAGGCGAUGAAGGAGGGAACAAUGGAGUAAAAGGACACGAAGGAACGAUCAAUGAGAUGGCGGGAGAUGAAGCUGCGACCAAAGUGGAAAUGCUUUCCACUGCAAGCUUUGAGAAAGAUAAAGAAAAUAUCUUCUCGAUAUCCCAACCUGAGACAAGUGUUGCGUCUACAAAUAGAAAUUCUCUCGCAAAUGUUGCCAAUAGCAACUCUUUUGAAAACAUUAUAAUUAACAAAAAACACAGAUUAGCGCCUGUUGACCUUUCUAUUGUCGAUGUGCAAGGACUGAAUCCAGAAAUGAAAUUUUCUGACGAAGUCUUGGGUUCAGAAAAGUUAGUUCGGUUAGGCAGAAAAGAUGUAGAGGAAAAUGACAGCAAUGCUACUACGACACAAGACAUCUUUUUAUCAGCGUCUCAAAACAGAUAUUUGCAGAACGAUAACAAAAAGAUUGACAUAAUAUUCGAUCAAAAUGUUGAUAACAUUAUUCAAGUAAAAAAUAGUAAGAACAUUAAGGGUCAACGUGAUUCACAGACUAACAUUGUUAUUCAUGAAAACUUUUCCGAGUGCAUCGCAGAAUGUGUGAACAAUGCUCCAGAGGCUCGUCUGAAUCUAUUGGAAGAAAAUGACGUCGACCUGCCUACACAGAUAAAUAGUUUACAACAUAAUUACAAUAAUAUAAUACAAAAGACGAAAGAGAUAGAUGACAACAAUAAUAUUGGCGAUAUGAACUUUGACAUAAAAAUGGUGAAUGAUAACAACUGCGCCAAUGACGAUGCACCAACCGCUAUUCGUGAUGGGCAGACCGUGUUGGACUGUGAUGUAAAAAAACGCAAAUUUGAUGACGUCAUCUUGGCGAAGCAAUUCGGCAAUAACAAGAUAACAGAGGAUCACCUACUCGAAAGGGGAGUGCAAAAAGCAUAUGUAAAUGAAAGCUGCGAUAACGAAGAUGAUUUUGAAAACAUAAGUACGCCAGUUAAAAAAGAAAGAAAGGAUUCUAUCUUACUGGAGAUGGAUAAUUUUACAUCAAAACAUAUGGCACCAGAAGCUAUGGCAAGCGAAUUAAAACAAUAUAUCGUGAAAGUUGAAAAUAAGAAGGCUAUAAAGGACGUGCGUAUUGAAAAUUCGAAAACAAUAUCACUCACCAUAAAAAGCAGUAAUACUGAAUCAUCAGAAAAUGAUAAUACUGAGGAUGAUUAUAUCUUCGAGUCACCUGUGUUGAAGAUAGUACCGGCUGAAGCUAAAAGAACAUGCUUGACAGUCUCACCUUCUCCUUACAACGAAAUUCUUAGGCCUUGUUACACUUUAGAUGUUAUUAAUACUGAUAAAUCACCAGCAAGUCAGAAAAAUAAUGACACAAGUAAAAAAGGAUUAUGUUCCGCUGAUAUCAAAACGGGAAACAAUCCUGAUGAAGAUCAAGAAUACGAUAUAAUUCAAAAAUCAAUUCAGCAUGAUGAUGUAGACGUCAAUUUGAAUAAAAUUAAUGAUGGUGUCAUUUUACCGGAAAAGAUCUCUGCUACGCAGUCACAUCAAAUCGAAAGCUGGCGCAUUAUAAAAGACUGCGAGACUACUGAGACAAGUAAAGACAUGAACCAGCAGUAUCAAGUAACUACAAAAACAGCAGAGAACAAUUUUCCAAAAAGUAAAGUAAGUUCUAGAGAUGUUGAAUCUUCACAAUCUUCUCGUAUUAUUGUUCUCAUGAAAACAGUACAAGAAGACCUUCAUGCAGAAGAUCAAGUAGUGCUGGUCGAAAGUGUACCAGAAAUUGAAUAUGGACAUUGCCUUCUGCAAUAUGAGGCAGAGGUGCCAGUUGAAGAUCGCAAACUUAACCCUGGUGUAGAAGAUUCUACUUCUUACUCUUCCCUUGUCAUACUUGAUGUUGAAGAAGACUUGAUAGAAGAUAAAGCUUUUACAGACAUAGCUCAAAAAAUUAAAAAUAAUCCUACAGUUGAGGAGAAAAUCGUAGUUGAAGAUAAAAUAAUCUUAAAAAACCCACCAAGAAUACCUGUGGGGGAGAACAUGACACGUCAAAUAACUAUAAAGGAAAAUUUAAGAGGAGAUUGCGAAGGAUUUUCUUUACAAAUUGAAAAUGGUGAAAGUGAUGAAGAAAAGAUAGAUGAAACGGAAGGUGAUUCUAACAAGUGCCAACAGGACUUUAAAAUUUAUGUCCACACUAAUGAAGUUGAGCCAAUUGAGACUUCUAUAAAUAGUAACAUGACAAGCGUACAUGAUUCUGAAAAACUGGGUAAUUUUUUUUCACAGAUGGUUGAAGAGCAGAGUCAUUCUAUUGACGAAGAGGAAACUACUGAGAUUUUCUAUAAAGAUAAAAUGGUAACAAAGAAAGAAGUAAUUGAAAACAUUAUUAGUCAAACCGAGGAUGUGAAUGAAGCAGUAAACGAUUUCAUUGAACCAUUGCAUGAAAAUUCCUCUAACAAAUUACAUAAUCCCUCGUUAAUGCGAGUUAAGUCAGGAGUGAAAGCACCCCGGGAGAAAAAACGGAUUAGUGUGACAGUUCUCCUAGAACAACUAGAUCAAAUGUCCCAACAUUCCGAUGAAGGUUUAGCACGAUUGACUCUUUAUGCAAUCAGUCUCUCAUCCGAUAUUAUACAAGAAGCUUUUCUUGCAAUACAACAUGGAAGAUUUAUGUCAGAAAUCCAAUCAGUUGUUGCAACAACAGUCGAACAAAACAUGAAAGAAAAAAAUAGCCCCGAGAUCGUGAAAAUAAUCAAGCAAGAAGUUGCAAAGGAACCUGAAGUAAGCGAGGGAAGGAUUGAAAGUAGGGACGAGAUUUUGUUUGAGACUGAACCGUCCGUCGAUAUUGGUUCAGGAAUUGAAGUCAAAGAUACAACUACUGAGCUGAUUAGUACAAAUGUGUACAAAACAAGUUACGCUAAAGACAAAGUUCUUACGAGUGCACAUCUAAUAAAUAGAAGAGAUGAUAUGAGAUAUGAUAAUCUAAUAGCUGAGGACGAUAAAAUUGACGAUGAAAAAGUAAUUGAACAUGAAGAGAGCAUAAACCAUGCAAGCAACCAAGAUUACUCUAGUGCAUGUCACGAGAUUAACAAGACAAUCGACAAAGAAAUUUCUAAAAGAGAUGAACUUAUUAGAAAAUUAAUCUUGAAAAUUGCUAAAGCAAAAUCAUAUCCAUCAUUUAAAGAGAAAAAGGAUUUAACUGAGAAGGAAUUACGAAAGUCGCAUCGAGAUGAAGGUAUAAACAAGGAAGAAACAUCGAAAAAGCCGUGCCAAGAUGAAAGCGUAAACGAAAAAGAACAAGAAGAAGAACAAGAAGAAGAAGAAGAAGAAGAAGAAGAAAAAGAAGAAGAAGAAAAAGAAGAGGGAGAGGAAGAUGAUGAAAAAUAUGCUAACCCUCAAUCACGAAGAAUAUCAGAAAUCGCAUUUGUCAUCAUGAAGCAGUACCGGUCAAUGGAAGUUGUUAGCGAAGAUGAAAAUACCAUUGAGCAAGAUGAUCAAGAGGAAGAAAGUAGUAAGUUCACUCAAGCAAAACAAAUCGGACUACGGGAUACACGAAAAGAAGGUGAAAUGUUAGAGAACACCAACGAGAAAAGCCUGAAAAAACAACAGCAAUUACCGCAUCAAAGACAACAUGAAACUCCAGAUACUGAAGCACCUGGAAGAGAGGAUACAAUCUGUUGCAAGCCAUAUCCUCGACCAAUGAAGUUACAGAUUGCAAAAGUAGAAACAAGGCCUAUACCAGCACCAAGAAUAAAAUUCAUACCUAGGAGCCCUUUAGAAAAGCCAGUACCAAAGCCACGACGUUCGUUGCAAAAAUAUAACAAGAUCAUAGGUGACUGUAGUUUGACACAUAUAAUUGAUGAUGAGGAAGUUCAUCAAGUUGCUUUACCAGUAGUGAAAUCAGAAUUUCAUUUUGAUUGGAUGUUAGAUGAAACGGAAGAGCUUCCACUCAUUAUGGACGAAAAGCCACUGACCAAUACGAAAGGGCUCAAAAAACUUUUGAAAAAUCAGAACGUAGUAAUUCAAAACGGGGUCAUGACAAUCUUGGAUGACACUAAAAGUGACGAUAUUACAACUUCUGAUUUUAAAAAUAAGGAAAGCAACACGUAUACGAGCAAUAAAGAUAUCGUUCCUGAAAAUAUCAAAACAAUUAAAAGUAAUUUUGACAUUUCGAUAUCUGAUGAACUAGACACAGGUAAUACAAAGGACCAUCACUCCAGUGAAGUUGUUUCUAAUGAACAAGCAGAACUUAUAGCAGACAACGACAUUCCUGGAAAAGCAGUUUUAAAUGACCAAUCCAGUGUCAGUAAAAUUAUUGAUAUUAAUUUUGAAUUGUCUUCGCUUGAAAAAGGCAAUCUGACCUCGACUGUAGCGCAAGAUGCACAUUCAUGUAAAAGAGAUUCUGAAAACAAGAAUUUCAUUGGAGAAGAUACAAAGCCGAAAUUGAUAAAACGACCAAGACUCAGUGUGGAGUCGAAUCCUGAUGAUCUAAGUGAGAAAAUAAGAAGAUCUAUUCACGAGGAAAGUAACGUUCAACGAAUUUCACUUGUUGAAGUGGAGGAUGGAGAAAUACCAUUAUGGAUGGAAACAAAAGACGAAAAAGAAAGUAUGUCCAGGUUGAAGGAAGCCCAUUUCGUUAAGAAUUUAGAGAAAACUUCUGAUUGUUCUCAACAAAGUCAAACUCAAUUCUUGGAAGAAAUUGUGAAUACAAGCUCAGUUAAAUUUGACCUUUCUGCUGAUGACAUGAUAAAUAUUGCAACAUUAUCUGAGCGGGCAAGUCGAAAUUUAACAGAAUUGAAAGCAACGAGACGUGACAAUUGGCAAUGUACUAACAAAGAAGCAGAUAAGAUAAUACAGCUAAAAACUUUAGAUGAGAAAGCCGACAACAGAACUGUGUCAAAUAUUACGGACGACACCCAGACGGCAGAAACGACGCUAAGUAACGACGACUACGCCGAUCAAUUAAAAAUGUUUACAUAUAUAAAUGCACAAAUUGAGAAAGUAGAAUCGACACAUGAAGAAUAUUCUUCCCCAAUUGGUUUCGGAUCACAAGCCGAAGCUGUCAUUGAAAAUAAAAAUAAUAAGCGGGAUAAUACAAAAGAAAAUGAUGUAUACUCGUCCUCUAAAUAUGUUAAAUCAAGAAUUGUAAAAGGUAAAAUACAAAAGUCAGAGGAUAACGUGGUUUGUCAAGACAUUAAGUUACAAGAAGAAAAUACGGAGAAACCAGAUUCACCUAAUCAUGAAGCAGAAACAGAGGUUGGGCUUGGUAUUCGUGAGAAAACUGAGGACAUAAGAAGAAAUGACGCCAAAUAUAAUAAAAUUUCAUCUGUUGACCAUGUAAAGGAAAAUGAUUCUUAUGCAGCUAUAGACGUAGGUUGUCUUAGAAAAGAUAUGGAGAGUACAGAUUUCGUCGAAGAAAAUCCACUUGAACAAACAUUAUCAUCAGUUGUAGACAUUCGAAGUGAAAUACAGCAGUCAAAUUGUAAAGCUGGUGACGGAGACAAAAAGCCAAAAAGUUACCUGUUCAUUAUCAGUGAUAAAAUUCACAAAACAAAUAUAUCUACCUCAAGCCGAGUUAAAGAAGAUUAUAACAGUCCGGCAGAGCGUACAAAGUCUCCUUCAACCGGUAGCAAUUCACCCGUUAUGAGAGUAUACAGUCAAACGUCGCUGGAUACUCCUUCAAGAGUUUUAAGUCCCGUUUCUAUUUCUAUACCUGUAGACAAGGUAAAUUCCGAUGAGAGCGGGAAAUGCACUUUAAAUGUUGCGUCGAAACCUUCCGCAGUUUUAGUCACUGCGCUUGGUUCAACAAGAAGACGAACUAAUGUCUUUGUAAGAAAGGAAAGUCUCCCUGAAGUAACAUCAGACUCGGAAGAAAGCAUUGUAACUCCUCAUACGACACAUGCUGAUGAAAGCCUUCCAGCAGACAACCUGAAAAUGGUUAACCUCUCUUUAAGUCAAGAUGGAGAUCUUGGAAGUGCCAACUUACUAACUCUAUCUUCCUCAUUUGAUCAACCAACAAGCGUAUCGUCUAUGACACGAAUUGCCAGCCCUCAGCUAAUACAACCGCUGCAAACAACAACUGAUUUUUCCAAAAGCUUACAAGAAAAAGAAUAUGAAAAAAAGAGUGGUUCUGUUAUUUUAGAAAUCAAAGGUGAUCAACUCGUUGAGAAAGGAGAUGCUCAGAGAUACGAAGACCAAACUGUAACCAGAACAAUACCAAUUAAACUCAGCUCGAUACAGUUGAAGAAACCACAAAUGAUUACUUUUGAAUUGCGUUCGGCUGGUGUCAUUCCAAAUAAUAAAAUGUAAAACAAACAUAGUAAACCGCGGGACAAUGCGAAAAAGAAUUCGAAAAAGUAUCAUAUUCGAAUCAAGACGUAUCGUCAUGAGCGGCUUUGCUUUUGCAAAAAAUUACAUCAAAAAAACAUUUAAUUUAGCAUUCAAUUUAUUAAUAUUUACAUAACUUUACUUUUAGCUGUUUUCGAAAGAGGCAAUGAAAAUUAAUCCAUGAAUGUAACAAUUUCAACUUUUACGAUUCGGCACUUACCAUUGUUUUUGCAAGUUUAAGAUGGCUGCAAGUCAUACAACAAAAAACAUAUAAUCAGCAAAAGCAAGGUCAAACAAAGUUCUUAGAAAACAAGCCACAUAUGGUCACAUUUUACACAAUUUAUAUUUUGACUUAAUAAUGCGUCAAAAAGGAAAUAAAGUAAUCAUAUAAGUUUCCAUGUAAAUAUAUUAUUUGAGAUCAUGUUUAAUACGACCUACAAUCGUGGACAAAAAUAUUGAGACUAAGGCAGUUUUUUACUCAUUAUCCAAAUAUUGAAAAAACAGUGAAAUAGUCGAUACUCUGCUGCCGGCAGGCUGCAAAGUCGCUACUUUUGCACACAAGUAUGCCAGGCAGAAAGCGUUGAAAAGUUGCUAGUCACAUUCUUUAGCACGCCCGCACACCGAAAUAAGUUCUAAGUCCACUCGGAACAUUGACAAUUUAAAGAUGUGUGAAUCUAAUAUAGAAUGAGCCUACGCAAUUACUUGUGGUGGCGAACUUCGAAAUUCGUCGUCUUGUCCCAACAUAUUGUGACCACGAUUGUAGACACGCUUUUUUCGUUAUCAUUUUCUUUGCCAUCUUAAGAGAUUUCGAAAGGAAAAAACUGCUUAAGAAUUAUCGUCACUUAUUUAUUUUAAUCAGCACGCUCGUGUAAAUUUAAUUAAGUUGUUAUGCGUUAUUCGAACAAAAUUUAGAGUGGAGGACAUAUUGGAAAAUUGGACAGAACUUAAAACAACGCCAAACUUUAUCAAAGAAUUGAGCCGCAAAACCAACACUAAAAUUUUGUCCGUAAAACGCAAAUAGUGUUUUUACAUACGAAAAUACUUUAAUGUUAUACUUUUCAUAGAACUAUAAAAGAUUAGAAAUAAAUUUCUUUUUUUGUUACGUCCUAA
Molecule: messenger RNA, 9382 nt
Organism: Hydractinia symbiolongicarpus
Lineage: Eukaryota; Metazoa; Cnidaria; Hydrozoa; Anthoathecata; Hydractiniidae
Product: reticulocyte-binding protein homolog 2a-like
Exons: 2
Coding region: 1127-8254 (2375 amino acids)
Source: RefSeq, a predicted model, not a curated record